CCAACCCUCGCGCGCGCAUGACCACCUCCGGAGACUCGCCACGGCCUCGGAGCACCACUUCCUCGAGCCGGAGGAAGGGAGGGGGGAGAAGCUCUGCUUAGCCCCGGCCCCGCCCCUCCCUUCCCCUCCGGCUCCGGGCUCCAGGCUCCUUUCGACUCCGCUGCUGGGCGAGCGCAAAAGUUCGACCUUCCCCGCCAGCCUGGGCGGCACGAGGGCGCCGGCGGAGACGGGCAGCGAUGCGCGCGCGGCCAGUCGGCGCUGAGCUCUGCGCGCGCGGCGCUCCGAGGGAGCCUCGAGGCGACCCGGCGGGAGGGCUGAGGUCGGCGCAGACAUGGAGACCGCCAAGAGCAGGAGGAGCCCGACCCUGAAAGCUUCACAAGGAUGCAGCAUUGAUCCAAAGGCAGCUGUUGAGCUGGAGGAGAUUUGUUGCUCCCAUUCAGAUCUUGCCAGAACUGCUGAGUUCAACAUAACAAUGUCUUUGGGUCACUUAGCCAAGGGAGCCAGCCUAGAUGACCUUAUUGAUACUUGUAUUCAUUCUUUCGAUUCAGAAGGAAACCUGCUUAAAAACUCCCAACUGCUGAAGGUAACACUGAGCAUGCACCGGCUUAUUAUCUCCUCCACUGAGAUGCUGCGAAAACUUAUUGAUCUAUAUCUGGAUGCUCUGGAAAAUAAUUCUUCUGUGCUUUGCUAUAAAAUAUGUUACCUUGUAAGGUAUUGGAUAAGAGAAUUCUGGGUCAUGUUCAAAACAGAUUCCAAUCUUACAAACGCCAUGGAGGAAUUUCAAGAAUUGGUGAGAGUUAACGGUGAGGAGUUGCACUGUCGCCUAAUUGACACAUCUCAAAUAAAUGCCCGAGAGUGGUCCAGAAAGAUCACGCAGCGGAUAAAAUCUAACAGCAGUAAGAAACGAAAAGUGUCACUACUCUUUGAUCACUUGGAACCAGAGGAGUUGUCAGACCACCUCACUUACCUUGAAUUCAAAUCCUUCCGACGGAUAUCACUUCCAGAUUAUCAGAACUACAUCAUGAAUGGCUGUGUGAAGGACAAUCCAACCAUGGAACGCUCAAUUGCUCUUUGUAACGGUAUCUCCCAGUGGGUGCAGCUAAUGGUACUCAAUAGGCCGACACCGCAGCUUCGAGCUGAAGUAUUCAUCAAAUUCAUUCAUGUGGCCCAGAAACUUCAUCAGUUGCAGAAUUUCAAUACAUUAAUGGCUGUGAUAGGUGGCCUUUGCCAUAGUUCCAUCUCUAGACUUAAAGAAACAAGUUCUCAUGUUCCUCAUGAUAUUCAUAAGGUGUUUAAUGAAAUGACAGAACUGCUAUCAUCUUGUAGGAACUAUGAUAAUUAUCGACGUGCUUACAGCGAGUGCAGUAACUUUAAGAUCCCUAUCCUUGGAGUACAUCUAAAAGACUUGAUCUCCCUUUAUGAGGCCAUGCCAGAUUACUUGGAAGACAAAAAAGUUAAUAUACAUAAAUUGUAUUCUUUGUAUAAUCAUGUCAAUGAACUGAUACAGCUGCAAGAGAUAGGCCCUCCCCUGGAAGCUAACAAGGAUCUUGUUCAUCUCCUCACACUGUCCCUUGAUCUUUACUACACGGAAGAUGAAAUCUAUGAACUUUCAUAUGCACGAGAGCCAAAAAGUCACCGGGCUGCACCUUUGACGCCUUCUAAACCGCCAGUAGUAGCAGACUGGGCCUCUGGUGUAGCCCCAAAACCUGACCCAAAGAUCAUUAGCAAACACGUUCAGAGAAUGGUAGAUUCUGUUUUCAAAAAUUACGACCAUGAUCUGGAUGGGUACAUUUCUCAGGAAGAAUUUGAGAAGAUUGCAGCAAGCUUUCCUUUCUCAUUUUGUGUAAUGGACAAGGACAGGGAAGGUCUGAUUAGCAGGGAUGAAAUCACAGCUUACUUCAUGAGGGCCAGCUCAAUCUAUUCUAAACUAGGCCUUGGCUUCGCCCACAACUUCCAAGAGACCACUUACCUGAAGCCUACGUUCUGUGACAACUGCGCUGGAUUUCUCUGGGGAGUUAUUAAACAAGGAUAUAGAUGCAAAGAUUGUGGAAUGAACUGCCACAAGCAAUGCAAAGAUCUGGUUGUAUUCGAAUGCAAGAGAAGAGCCAAAGUCCCAGCAGUAGACAACAGCCCUGCUUCAGCCCUUGCAUCUAGUCUUUGUCCCAUGGGGCUCAAAGAACACAUGCAUGGUCUGGAGGAGGGAGGAUUUCCAUUUCCUAACGGAGAAGUUGUGGAGCACAGUGAAGGGAGCAAAGAUAGAACUAUUAUGCUUAUGGGGGUGUCAGCUCAGAAGAUCUCAGUGAGGCUAAAGCCAUCUGUGGUACACAAGAGUACACAAACUGACUUAGUGGUGGCACCUAGUGAUGGGCUCCCCAGGCAACAGAGAGAGCCAGGAACGCUACCUGAAAACACACUUCUGCAGCCUACUCCACUGUCGCCGUGUCCCAGCCCGGUUCUUAGUCGUAAAAAGGCGUAUGUGAAAUGGGAAAACAAGGACUGCAGUCAAAAAGCAAAGCAGGAGCCCUGUGCUCUAAAACCCACAUACCAGGAAUUAGAGCAGGAGAGAAACAUCCUUACAACAGAGAAUGAAGCUUUGAAGCUACGGCUUAAACAGGCACAUAAGAAGAUUGAAUUCCUCAGCAUUCGAAGAAACCACAUAUUGGACAGCAGGGAACACGGAGACUGCUUGUAGCCAGGAAGACAGUAAAGGCAAUGGGACCUUUGAGGGCGAUGCAUUCAAACGUAUGCAGAGCGGCAGGUUUUUAAACAGCGGUAUUCCUGUUCAGUCUUCCCUGUCCUGCCUGAUAUUAGUACUUGUGGGCAUAUGCAUGCCUUGUCAACAGGUUUCAGACAGUUUGCCCUUUGUUUGGCGGAAAUGACGGCAUUUGGAAUUAUGGCAAGAGUUACUCUUGCUGCCUUCAUAACAAGGGGUGGAAUUCAGUGUAGCUCUCAGUGUGCAUGGCGAACAAGGUUGACACACACAAAGGUCCCGAAAUCUGCUCAUGGACCACUGGCACACCCUCCCCCAAAACAAAUCUGCUCCAGAAUAUCUCACAAGCAUUUGGAGCAGAUUUUGAGGGCAUGAGGCCAGGGGUGGGGUGGGGGGGGCUGACCACAGGCAGUAGGAAAGGAAGAGGGGAAGUGUUAUUGUUUGCACAGGCGCCUGUUAUGCGAAUGACACUGCAGUGCUGGAUACACCCCCUACCUCUACAGCCAACCUUGCUGCCCUUGGAGGGUUGGCAUAAUUAAGAUUAAUAAUUCAAAACUGUAGCCCUGCACAAUCAAUACGUAUUCGUUAGACCUGUGGACAAAUAGCAUUAGAGAUGCUAAAAGCUGCUUUGUGUUGUCUUGCGAAAAUCACUUUAGAUUUCCAUCUUAUCAUGAUUCUAGAACUGACACAUAAAUGAUGCACUGUAAAAUAUGGUAUCAGACACUUGUGACCCUUUCUGUAGUUUGUGUUAAUAUUUAUUCACAACUUCUGGUUAAAUCUCUGGCUUCAAAUUGAAUCUAUAAUUUAUUUUUUACAAGAAUGACAUUAUGAUGUGCCCAGAAAUGGUGGUGUUUGUACUUUGUGUUCCACUGUGUAUGCUUACUCCUUUUGGAGUAAUUUCAUGGUUAAAUAACUUUUUUUGUACUUUCACUUACGAAGCCUAGAGUAAGAGGCUUGUAAGAUUAUUUAUGUGAGCAGCUUCUGUAAUGUAAAUUUGUGAGUUGAAGGAACUAGCACCUGUUCUUAUUGUUAGCUGAUCUGAUAAAGUAACUACACUUUACAAACUGUACAUAUAUAUGUAAUAUUUAAAAUUGACCAAGCAUGAUUUUCUAAAACCUAUGUGAACUGUGUUGAUUCUUAGAAGCUAUACACUAAACAAGAACAAUCUAGGGAACAUAGAAAUGAAAAGCUAAACUGACACAUCUGGCAAGUUUGCUUUUUCCUUUGCAAACAUUUGCCCUCCUUCAGCAGUCUACUCACAGGCAGCCGUUUUCUUUCUGGGCAAACCUACAAAGUAUCCAGUCAAAACUAGUAUUAGACUAGUUGGUCUACUCGUAACACACACAUUUCCCUUCCUCCUUGUCAUCUGAGCACUGAUGGCAGUGGUUUCCACAGUUGCAAUGAAGUGUUCUCUGGGGCAGGCUUUGUUUUCUGCCCCAAAACAUGGAGAGGACACCCCCCUAAACCCUAUGUGACAGUAGGAUUUCACCUUAAACUUUCUGUAAGAAUCUUUGAAUGUUUAUGGAGUGGUUAACUGAGCCAUAGGACUUGGAUUCCAUUUUGUCUCACACAUUGUUUUACCAUCUGCAUGGCAAUGGUGUGAGGUUUUGCAUGACAGUGUCAUUAGUAGGCAAGUGGUACCUGAUUAUAGCUUACCUUCUCAAAUCCCAGUGAGGCAGUCAAAAUUCUUAAUGGGUGCUUAGAGUGAGUUAUGAGAUUGAGGAAGGUUGAUAAUCAGUUUGUUUAAGACAAGCAUGUUAAUUAUUAGUAAAUAUGGUAGUAGAUAGGAGCACCUGCCCUGGGUAAGAUGCUGCUUGGAAAUACUACCUGGGCCCACGUGAGCAGUGAUGAGUAGGAGUGCAUUUUUCAAGUUACACGUGGGGCACUAGUUGUACCCUUUCCCAGGAAACUAAGACCUUGCCCUCAACAUGCAUGUAUUGGUAAACCUAGAUUUGAUUAGCAUAAUGGGGAAAUGCCGCUGAGGACUGUGUGGAAAGCUCAGUUUGUCCUGAGUGCAGCAGACCAAGCUAUUAAUAAGAAAUAGUAAGAAGCAGCAAAUUACAUUGGCCCUAAAAGAGCUACAUUUGGACUGGUUUGCUAAUUAAUUUGUGGGCAGAUUUCAGAGAACUGGUACUGACUUGUAAAGGCCUAAAUGACUUAUUAUCUGAAGGAAGCCCUUCACAUCCCGUAUGAUCCAAUGAGGCUCUCUCUGCUAAGAAUGCCACAGCUAUCUGAGGUAUAAACAGGGUGUGACUCAGACGACAGUCUUUUCAGUGGCAACUCUUCCCAGAGAGCCACCUCUGUUACUAUUCUGAAGAGCAUUUGAUAUAGUUGCCUUUCUGAGUUGGGCUGAAAUUUAACCUCUGUGAACGAUUGGUUUUUAUGAUUCUGCACUGCUUCGUCAUUCAGUAUUUUUAUAUUGACUCAGGAUAUUUGGCUAGACCAGAGUACAUAAAAUAAAUGAAGGUCAUAAUUCUGGGGACAGUUGCACGACAAUGAGCCUUGUGGAGCUCACUGGGAUUUAUCUUGGGGUGAACUCCCAUAAGCUUAUGCUGUAGUUUUAUCCUCUCAAGCAGCUGCAUGCGUGGUUUGUGGCAAGGCUUUGGUGCCACAAGCACAGUUCUGUUAACAAGUACGGUUUUGUCAAGGAAACAUGAGUAUGGGUGAUCUCCAGUGCAAGCAAGUGCAUGUAUUACUGCUCUAGCACACGCAUGGCAGCCAUUUCGAACUUUUUGAAAGACAGUAUCUGGACAUUCAGCUGUCCGUGGGUGGUAUUGACCUAGCUCACCGUCUUUCCAUCAGCAUUCUUUGUGCCAAAUACACAAGUCAAAGCAACGCAAACUUGGCACCUUGUUAGGCCUGUUGUCUUAUAUUUAUGCCAGUCACCUCUCAUUUACUGUUGUCCAAACAAGAUGAAAAUAGUAAAAUAAAAAAAAGUAUUAGGAAUACGUUAUAACACCAAUUGUGUGCUAUUUUUCUUUAAAUAAAUUGCUUUCAUUGACCGUGAUAUAUGUGAAACUAUGACAAUCAAAGAAACUGAUCUAUAAAAUGUACAGGCUAUAAAGGUUGGCUAAAGUGCAAUUUUUUUGUUUGAUAUUUAUUAAAAUUAAGUUACACAGUAA
Podarcis muralis (Common wall lizard) is the source of this 5832-nucleotide messenger RNA. NCBI's taxonomy places the organism in Eukaryota, Metazoa, Chordata, Lepidosauria, Squamata, Lacertidae. The record is from RefSeq and is a predicted model, not a curated record.